This is a messenger RNA of Morone saxatilis (striped sea-bass), 5553 nucleotides long. RefSeq names its product protein mono-ADP-ribosyltransferase PARP14-like. The transcript is spliced from 14 exons. The record is from RefSeq and is a predicted model, not a curated record. Gene Ontology annotation, cellular component: nucleus; cytoplasm. Lineage: Eukaryota; Metazoa; Chordata; Actinopteri; Moronidae. Gene Ontology annotation, biological process: negative regulation of gene expression. Bases 95 to 4225 code for a protein of 1376 amino acids. Gene Ontology annotation, molecular function: NAD+ poly-ADP-ribosyltransferase activity; transcription corepressor activity.
GUGAAAGUGAAACAAAAGCUCAGCAGAGCACAGUUUUACGGACAGCUGCCGCACGUAUUUAAAGUUUUCCUUUAAGUUCAGAGUCAUAUCUAAAAUGGACGAAUACCAACACGAGUUGUUCUUUGAAGCGAGAGAUCUGUCGGACAGAGAGAAGGAGAAAGUCAGGAGACACUUUCAGAAAAGACGCGACUCUGGAGGCGGUGACUGUGGAUCGAUCGAAAAGUGUGGAGGCCAAACAUACAGAAUCUGUUUCAAGGAAAAAGAAGACCAGGAAAGGGUUUUGCAGAGGAAGUUUCACACUAUUUUGCUUCCAAGUGGGGAAUUACAGUUGGUCGUGAGUCGAACCACUUCGCCACAGAACGCCAAUCAACCCUCAACAAGUAGCCAAUCAUCACAGACAUUCACAAAAACAAACACAAAAGGCCUUGAGAAGAUUUUCAGGCUAGAUAUUUUCCUCCUGUAUUACCUGAGGGACAACCCUAGGGCACUUAAAGUCUUACAGAAACAACUCUCUGUUAUCGGCUGCACGGUGGAGUUCGAUCUAGAUGAAGAGGAGGCAGUGGUUAGGGGGGAUGUUGAGAAGGGGUCUGGAAGUGCCUUCAGUGCUGCAGAGAACUGGGAGAUACAAGUGGAUCGCGUCCUCAUCGGUCUUACUGAGCGCUACCUCUGCUAUCACGUGCUUGAACCAAAAAAAGUAAAAAUCCUGUUGCAGGACCGCUCCUUUGUGACUGAUGAUAUCAAAGUGUACACAGAGAGCAGUUAUGCUGUGGUUGUUGGAGAGGUUGAGGUUGUAAAUCAGAAGAUUGAAAUCCUGGAAAAGAGCCUGCCAACCAGAAAAGAGUUACCAGUUGUGGAGAAGCAACUCCAACUGAUAGAAGAAGAGUUUAAUCGAGAAAUCCACGCACUUUGCCCAGAGGUUAAAGUCCACAGAGGUAACGCCAUGAUCAUCCUGGAGGGACCAGACAAUGACGUGCAGUCAGGAGCUACAAAACUUGAUGAACUGAUCAAAAAGGUACAGGAAAAGAGAGUUACACUGCCUACAGCUCUACUUACCUUCAUAACAUCCAGCGGUGCCAUCUCCAAGUACCAGGCUCGCUUCCAGCAGAGACUCAGACAUCCUGUUCUCCUAGAGGUGGGGUCAGAUCUGGUUCUGUCCAGUUUGUCCUCUGAUGCCCUGGAUGAGGCUAUGGCAGCACUGCGGAGAGACUUGAGCGUGGACAAUGUGCAAAUACAGGGAGCUGCAGCUGUACCUCCAGAUCUCGACAAAGUGAAAGAAAUUCUGAUCAAAGCCAAGAACGAGGCAAACUGUCGAGAGCUCAGAGUGGACGUCAGCUUCAUCCCAGACCCCAGCAGUACCGCAGCCAUCAAGGUACGACUAGUGGGCUACAGUGAAAAUGUGCACAAGCUCAAAGAGGUUCUCCAUGACUACCAGAUGAACCAGGCUGAGACACAAGAAGUGCUGAACCUGCCAUAUCCUGAACUGGUUGACUGUUUUGAUAAAAUCUUAAAAAUGAUUGGUGUGAAGCACACCAAGGUGACCAUUAAAGCCUCAAAUUUUCCACAGCCCUGUGUGCUUGUGUCUGGCCCUCGCUGUCAGGUCCGGGAGGUCCAGGCAGACCUAAACGCAACUCUAGCCAGUCUGGUAUCAGAUACUUUGGUUCUAGAUGGACCAGGGGCUCAGCUGUACUUCCAAGCAGAGGGUAAAAUGAACAAAGACCUGAUAGAGAGCUCCUGUCAGGUCCUUAUCAAGGAACAACAAGGUCUGUCCUCAAAUGUGAAAACUAAAACACAAAGCAUUAGCUGCCAGAGGAGCCCUGUUUCCCAAAGGCCCCACGUCACUCCUCGGAGCACUACAGUCAACAAGACAAGCCUGGAGAUCAAGCUCGGCAGUUUGGUGGAUGAGCAGGCGAAUGUGUUGGUGGUCCCCAUGCUCAACAAGCAGCUAAAGUCUACUAAUAUUGGUAAAUGCCUGUUGAAAAAAGCAGGAAAUGCAAUCAAGUCAAACUUUGACUCGGUGGCAGCGAAUUGUACCGUUGCUCCUGGUGAUGUUCUGCAAGUGGCUGGGCCUCCGUCUCUGGGCUGCACCAAGCUCUUCUUCAUUGAAUGCUUGCCAUGGGAUGGAUUCAGAGGGCAGAGUGUGCAGGCGCUAAGCAAUGGGCUGAAGAAGUGUUUGGACCUCUGUGUACAGCAGCAAGUGUCCUCAGUGGCAUUUCCAGUUAUCGGACCUGGAAUUGUUUUAAAAUUCCCGCUGAGGGAAGCCAUUCAAGUGCUGACUGAGAGCAUUCACCAGUUUGGAUUGUCUGCAUCCUCUGGGCCUCUCUCCACCAUCCACAUCAUCAUUAAACCAGACAAUCCUGAUUCCGAGGAGAGUUACCAUGAAAUCUACAAGCACCUCAGUUCAAAUAUGAACCAGGGAGGCCAAGCAAUCUUCAGGUCACUCACCAGUGACCUUGAUGACAUCACAAUGACAGUAGGAGGCGGGGUUAAACUACAGCUGGUGUUUGGUGACAUCACUAACGAGACUACAGAUGCUGUGGUGAACACGACUGACUUCGUAAAUUUCCAGUACGAUGGUGUUUGCAAAGACAUCUUAACCGUAGCUGGACCAGAGGUGGAGGCCGAACUUAAAGCAGCAAAAGUGAACCGAGGGGAAGUUUUUGUAUCCCAGUCUGGAUCGUUCCCCUGUGAAGCCAUUUUACAUGUGUGUGGAGAAAGGGAUGCAGCUAUCGUCGAAGAACUGGUGUGUGGCAUCAUCGAACAUUGUGAAUUAUAUGGAUUCACAUCCGUGGCCAUUCCUGCCAUCUGUGCUGGAACGGGAGGGUUGGAACCUGGAGUCGUGGCAGCUGCCAUCAUCCGAGGGGUCAAGGCUGCCAUUAUGUCCACUCCUCUCACCAGUCUCACUGACAUCCACCUCGUCCUGAUCAAGAUCAAUGUCUUCUUGGCGUUUAAAGAGGAAGCAAUGCAAAUGUUUUCCACUGCUGUAAUCAACAGAGUGGCAACGCCUCAGUUGUAUCAGGUGCAACAACAACAGCCCACUUCGUUUUUAAGCUUAGACCUAAGCAGCCUCCGUAUCGCCUCCACAAGUCAGAAGUCAGUCUUCCUGUUCCUGGGUUUCUCCAGAAAGGAUGUUGACGAUGCCAAGUCAAAGCUGAAGGAUCUGUAUCAGGCUCAGUGCUCCACUCAAACCUUCAAAAAGGAGGAGCUGGAAAACCUCACCCAGGAUGACAUAAAGAUUCUGGAGCAGCUGGUGGAGACUCACGGUCUGUACAUGCAGAAGGACCAGUCUGGCCAGGGCUGUUUAACAGUGAGUGGGUUAAAAGAUGGGGUAAACCAGGUGAUGCAGAUGAUUAAUGCCCAUCUGCAUGGCUGCCUCAGAAGAGAGGUGAGACUCAGGGAUGAGGAGGAUUUGUACAGCCGUGUGGCUUGGUGCAUCCUGGGACAUAACGGCAACUGGGAGAGACUCCCCAAAACAGCCAAUCACAACCUGGAAAAUAAAGAUAUAGCAGGAGGGAUAGUGGACGCACAGAGCAUCCAGUGGAGUGUGGAUCUUCAGAGAUUGUACGCCACAAGACGAGUAACUGGACAGACAGCGAAGCUGAAACGACUUGUGAAUCUGCCAGACUUUGAUCUCCCUCUGUACUGGGACAACAUGGCUACUGGUGAAGAUUUUCAGACAUUUGUGCUGCAGCAUUCCUCUCCAGAGUACCGCACAGUGAAGGAGGCCUUCAAACGAACUGUCCCCAAGACUGUAAUGAAGAUCGAGCGCUUGCAGAAUGUUCAUCUGCGACGCGCCUACGAAGUGCAGAAGAAGCACAUUUCUGAUAAGAACAAACUGGAGGGUGGAGCAGGUGAAAAGCUUCUGUACCACGGGACAACCCAUGAAAACUGUGACUCCAUCAUGAAAACUGGGUUCAACAGGCGCUUUGCUGGGCAGAACGCAACUGCGUAUGGUCAAGGAACCUACUUUGCCGUUAACGCCAGCUACUCAGCCAACCCCACCUACUCCAGGCCAGCUGCUGAUGGUUCUCAGUUAAUGUUUGUGGCCCGAGUCCUCACCGGCAUCUUCACUGUGGGCCGAAGCGACAUGAAGGUUCCUCCGCCACGCAAUGACCAGCAGCCCCACAACCGCUGCGACAGUGUGGUGGACGCAAUAGCUAACCCCAACAUGUAUGUUGUUUUCCACGACAACCAAGUGUACCCAGACUACCUCAUCACCUUUAAGUGACUCUGAGGAGGGAGGGCAUAGAAAAAAUGCAGAUGCUGAUGAUAAUAUAUGAUGGACUUAUUACAUUAAAGAACACAUUUAGGCCACAAAACUAAACUGCACUAACAUGUCAACAUAAACACAUCACACCACAGGAUCCUUAAGUCCAUACCAAUAAAAGUGGAUAAAAUUGCACACAAACAUAAAUAACACGCACCAAGCAUUCUUAAAAACCUCACACACCAAAGUCAACACUGGAGAAUCCACUGUGAGCCGGACCCAGCAUGCACCUGUUGGUCAUGCAACACUGUGGGUGUGUUUGAUUUGAGUCACUUAGUGUGCUGACUGUGUGGUUCAUUAAAUCAGUGCUUAAUUAAUGUAGAAUCAGUAGGCAAUUUGAAAAGGGGUGCUAUCUCUAUUGUAAGCAAAAUGCCAAUAACCUGCCAUCUCUUCUCUUCAUCCCCUGGUACUGAGGUGUGUAAUAGGUGGACCACGGUUUGGGUUCGGACCCAGACCUGUAACCGGUACAUUAUUGAGAAAGUGAAUAAGAUAUCAGAGACAUCAUAAAAUUAGUUGAGACCGUUAAUGUGUGAAAUGGAGUUGACAAAGAAAAGAUGAUAGAUUCUUCUUAUUAUUGUUGCACUAUUCACAAACUGCCAGCACCCGGCCCAGCUACAACUGGACCUCUCACUCCACCUGCCGCUUGCCCAGUGACGUUUACAUUGAGAACAUAUAUUUCUGUGUCACUUCUCCGCAGCUGCAGACUCACCAGCAGCCUCCUUCUCUGCUGCAGCUGCAGAUUUGCCUUCUUUUGUUUCUUUCUCACGAAAUUUAUCAGGAACUUUUCAUGUGACUUGAUUUUUUUGUAGUGAAAUUACAAUACUUGAGGUAAAAACAACAAAAAAGUAACAAGAGUAAAUGUAAUUUGUUACUUCUGAGAAUAAAGUAAAGCUAAAAUAAAAGAUAAGCUCGAUUGUUAGAUAGUUAAGUUUGCUUAAAGUUAUAGUUGUACAGUAUGUGAAAGUAUGUUUGAGGAAAAUUUAACAUAAAUAUAUUAUAAUAUAUAACUGGAGUGUUUGAGUGAAGAAUCUCAGAAUUAUUCCCCAGUUUAGGUCAAAACUGGGUUUUAUGUUUAGCUGCUUUGAUACCUGCAGGGGGAUUCCUCUAUGAACGAGGAAGCCGUAGUUUUGUUUUUGGCUUCUGAAGCCGUUAAUAAUUAAAGGCCCUCCAGUCAAAAAUAUGUUUUUCUUCUUGUUCCUACAGUUUGAUGUUUGAGCUUCACUGUGCACAAUGAUGUGUGUGUGGAGUUUGGCACUAGAAGGAUGUUUUCACAUUCAUCUGCUGAAAGU